Molecule: messenger RNA, 965 nt
Organism: Phascolarctos cinereus (koala)
Lineage: Eukaryota; Metazoa; Chordata; Mammalia; Diprotodontia; Phascolarctidae
Product: histone H2A type 1-J
Cellular component (GO): nucleosome
Molecular function (GO): DNA binding; structural constituent of chromatin; protein heterodimerization activity
Source: RefSeq, a predicted model, not a curated record
ACUUUUAAUUUGUGGUGUUGUACGGCUUUCGAUUUCUCGAAUCCGCUAAGAUGUCCGGACGUGGUAAACAGGGAGGAAAGGCUCGCGCUAAAGCUAAGUCAAGGUCCUCCCGAGCGGGCCUCCAGUUUCCAGUAGGUCGUGUUCAUCGUCUGCUGCGUAAGGGUAAUUAUGCUGAAAGGGUCGGGGCGGGAGCUCCGGUGUAUCUGGCUGCUGUUUUGGAAUAUUUGACCGCUGAAAUCCUAGAGCUGGCGGGAAACGCAGCUCGGGACAACAAGAAGACCCGUAUUAUUCCCCGCCACUUACAGUUGGCCAUCCGUAACGAUGAAGAGCUCAACAAGUUGUUGGGGAAAGUGACCAUCGCCCAGGGUGGUGUCUUGCCUAACAUUCAGGCUGUGCUUCUGCCAAAGAAGACGGAGAGUCACCAUAAAACCAAGAGCAAGUGAAGUAGCUAGGCUCGGGGGCCCGGGAGAAAUCUCUGAAACCAAAGGCUCUUUUCAGAGCCACAACAGAACUUCAGAAAGAGCUUGUCACAUGUAGCCGUUGCUUGAAUGAAAAAGAGAUUUAGUAAGGAUGUCAAGUAGGAUGACUGAAAAGUACCAUUGCUUUGAGGCAUUGAAAUGAGAAGUCAUUGGUGACCUUAAGACUAUAAAGUGGUGGGGAUACAAGAACAAUUGCAAGAUAUAAGAUCCUACAAAUUUAGGACUACUUUUUCCUUUCUUGGUACAACUUUUUCUACUCUAUUCCCUGCCAACUUUUGAAAUUGAGAUCUAGAAUUAAGACCCUUGGGAAGGUGAGAAUAUUGGUUGUUCUGGGUACAAAAGUAGUCAUCUCUGAGUCUCAAAGACAUCUCUCUGACUGGGUCAGUGACCUGAGCUGAGGAGAUCUAGAUGUCUUCAUUUAGUCAUCAAAUAAAAAAAAAAGUUGCUUCCAGUUCUACCACUGUAUGGCUUUUCAUAUGCAUGAUC